Volvox carteri f. nagariensis is the source of this 4644-nucleotide messenger RNA. RefSeq lists its product as uncharacterized. The record is from RefSeq and is a predicted model, not a curated record. The coding region runs from base 1 to 4644 and encodes 1547 amino acids. The transcript has 13 exons. Lineage: Eukaryota; Viridiplantae; Chlorophyta; Chlorophyceae; Chlamydomonadales; Volvocaceae.
AUGACGGCCGGCAGUAAAACCCAUGGCAACGGCGCUUUGGGAGCGGCCACAGAAGCAGCAGCAGCAGCAUCGGCGACUGCGGCGGCGGCGGCGGCGCCACAAAUUGGGCGCAGUAGCCGCGACAGCAGCAGUACGACCCUGCAGGCGGGUUCAGAGGUUUCGGACGUAGCGGAAGCGGCUGCUGACGUCAGCCAAGUCAUCGACGGCGAACGAGGCGGCAUCACCGCCACCGCCACUGCCGCCGCCGUCGCCAUCCCAUCACUCGACGGGCCUCUAAAGGCCGCCGCCGUGUUUUUUCCCGCCUCGGGGCGUCCUUCCCUGCUGGGGCCGACAACCAUCAAUGAUGACGACAUGCAGUACGAUACCUACCGGCCCCAAGCCGCAUCCGUCGCCAACAACGGCAGUGUACUGCACCCACUGCCGCCGCCGGCGCCACAGCAACCGCAACAGCAAUCCACGCCUCGACAGCUGACGCCACGUCAGGGUGACCCGGUAGACGGGGAACCGCUGGAUUCGGAGCCGCCGUCAGCGUAUGAAUCCCCCACCAUGAGUCCCAGCAUAACGGCAGAAAAUUCCUUGGGGUACGGCAUAGGCAGCGACGCCGCGGCGGGAAUAUCCACUACGGCAGAGGAACGGAUGAUGGUGCUGUGGCAGCGGCGCGCCGAGGCGGCUGCCGCCGCCACUGCCAGCGGCAGCGGCGGCAGCGCAGGCGGCGGGGCGGCCGACGGCGAAAGCCGUUUGACGCUGAUGCGAAAGGUCCGAUCUCUGCGAUCGCCUCAUCGGCGGGGUCUUGCUGCUGCGUGCUUGCACAGCAUUCAGAACCGGUGGCGCCGCGUGUCGAAUGCGGUCGCCGGCAUUGUGAGGGCCCACAAGCUGGUGCUUGCGGACAAAUCGGAGUUCGAAACUGACAACACUAGCGCUCUGAAGCAGGCUCAGACCGGCGCCCUCGAUGUGGCUCUGGAGGUUCGCGACGUUCGGGACCUGGAGAAGAUCAACUACGCGCACCAGGGCAACAAGGACAUGUACAGUGAGGAGAUGCUGGUGGUGGAGGCCAUUCGCGCCUGGUGGCGGUGGCUGCCCAAGUCCGCCACACGGGUAGUGGUGGUGGUGGGCGAUGAGGACGGAGAGGAGGACGCGGAGGUGUUCACGGCGACACUGGAUGAGCCCAUAUACAGUGCCAUGGUGGUCGCGGUCACGAUGGUUUUACUCCCCCGUUUCGGUUUGCCCGUGGACGAGCAUUACGACCCCAAGGAGGAUUGGUUGGACGACAAUAAGGGAUUGCCGUACAUGGACUUCCCCAACUUUUUCGACUCGCUGUUCGAGCUCGCAGAUAUGUGGUCUGAAGGCGUUGGCGGACCCGAAUACGCGGAGCUGCUCAAGUUUCUCCUCGGCGGGGUGCAGGACAUGGAGCGCCGCCGGGGAACAUUUGGCCGUCUGUUGAAAAGGUUUGGCUACAAGCCGGCGGCGGCUCACGAUACUGCUACUGCUACGGCUACUACAGCCGCGUCGCACCACAAAACUGCGGUGAAAGGGAAAGCGGCCGGUGCCGGCGGCGCCAGCGGCGGCGGUGGCACCAAGUCCCCCCGCGUCAGCACAACUCAGACCACUUACGGCGGCCACGGCGGCAAAGCUGGCGCUGCCGGCGCCGUGGCCGACGGCGGCAGGGGCAGCCAUCAGUACGGCAAGCAACCGUCGCCGCCGCCGUCGCCGCCGCCGCCAUCGUCGUCGUCGGGGCUGGCAGGAAAGGCUGGCAGGUCUUCCGAUGGACCUCGAGUAAAAAUUGACCCACGGGGCACACCGCCGCCGCCGCCGUCGGUGGCGGCGGCGGCGGCACCGGUAGCGCCGCCGCCGCUGCAGCGGCAGCCAUCGGUGCAACAGCUACUGCCAUCCGCGUCACGCACUAGUUCUGAGGAAUACACGUUAUCGGGCUGGCAGACGCACCGAAAGCUGCCGCCGAUGGGCAGCGGCGGCGGCAGCAGCAGCGGCGGCGCCGGCGGCGGCGGCGAGGGCUCCGGCGGCGAGACGACGCGGACGAUACCACUGCCGCCGCGGAGGUCUCGAUCCCCCGUGCCGUUACCUGAGUACGAACAUCUCGACUACUCGACCGUACAGUCUGCGUUGAGUGCGUACCUCCGUCAGCCCUUACCCAAGGCCGUGCUGAGGGGGGGAACAGGAGGAGUAGCCGCUAGCGGCGGCAGUGGCAGCAGCGGCGGUGGCGGUGGCGGCGGCAGCCGGCGUUCCGAUGUCCGUCGCACCUCCGACGGCGUCUCCAGGGAGUCUUCGUUGGCGAUGCUGCCGCGGCAGCAAGCUGGCGACGGCGGUGCCGGCGGCGGCGGCAGCGGCGGCGGCGGCUCUGGGCAACUGUCCUGGCAUUCCCAGGCCGUGGCAGCCGGUGCAGCUGCCGCUUCCGCUGCAGCCGUCGCGGGCCAGCCUUCAUUCCCGCACGUCUACGGCGGUAAUUGGCAGCUUGGGGAGGGACUUCUUGCGCAGGCUGGUGCCGCCUCCGCUAGCGGCGGUGGCGGCGGCAGCGGCGGGCCCAACCUGCGCCGCGGCAACAGCGUCGGCUCCGGCCUGCGCAACGCCUCGUCGGGGGAGGUGCUGUACAACGAAUCGCCGUACGGCCAGCUUGGCUCGCCGGGCAGCCUGUACGCCGAGUACAUGGACGCCGUGGUUAGCCGCCACGCCCUUCGUCAGCACGGCGGCGGCGGCGGCGGUGGCGGCGGCGGAGGGGCCGCCUCGCCGCCGCCUCCGCUACCGCCGCCUCCACCGGGCGUUCCGGGGCUGGCAGUCCUUGGCUCGCCGCCGCCCCUAGGGCCCCGCCUGCUCCAACACGCCGUCGUGACCGUCAGCGCCAUCGGCGGCGGCGGCGGCGGUCAUCACGGCUCCCCCAGCACUCAUACCUGUAAGGUCUCUCUUCGUACACCGUACGUCGUACCAUUCACAUCCUUAUCGUACACUAUCCCCCGCUUCCUACUUCCUUCUCGCUUUCCGGCCCCCCUGCCGCUGCCGAAGCCGGGGCCGCCGCCGGCGGGUUUGGAAAUGGAUGAUGGCGACGACGAUGGUGGCGGUGACGGUGGUGGCGGUAAUGGUGAUAAUGGUGGUGAUGAUGAUGGUGGUGGCGGCGGAGAGGAUGCGGUACGGUGGCAGCUGCUUCAAUGGCCGCAGCACGAGCAGGAGCUACAGGAUGGCGGCGGCGGCGGCGGCGGCGGCGGCGGCGGGGGGAACUUUGGGGAUUCGGAGCUCUCCGUGCUUCCCUUCAUCUCAACCUCCUCCUCAGGACGUGCAGACCGCGUCAGCUGUGGCGACGUCGGCGGCGGCGGCGGCGGUGGCGGCGGCAGGCGCUCUACCUCGCCGACCUCCCCUUGGUCGUCCUCGCCGACGCCGAUGGCAGGGUUACCACGAAACUUGCGCCACGCCUUCUUGUGUGCCGCCGCGCCGGUGACGGCGGCGUCGAUGCCGACGCCGCCAGGCGGCGCGGUCCCGGCGCCGCCGCCGCUGCGAUUGACUCCGUCAGCGGGCAUAUGCCUCGUGGGUGUCGGCGACGGCGCCGCCAACGACGACGACGACUACGACGGUGAUGGAGGCGGCAGCGGCGGCGGCGCCGCCGCCAGAGCGACCACCCCGCCGGCGCCUUUGCUUCGUGGCCGCGUCAUGGGCCCUGCUCCGAUAUUGAUAACCGUCAAUAGCAGUGCCCCGGGCGUGGCAGCUCAUGGUGGCGGCAGCGGCAGCGCCGGAGGUGGCGGAGGUGGUUUCCUGCCAAGCAGUGUCGGCGGCAGCCGCAGCCCACGUGGCGGCGGCGUCGGCGUCGGCAGCAGCGGCAACGACCGGCCGCAGGGGCUGGUGGCGCUCGCCGCCGCCGCUGCAGCGCAUUUGCCCACGAUCAAUAACCACGUCUCGCCGCUCAUCAUUCAGGACGGUGUUGGCAUUGGGUUUGGCAUGGGUGGCCACGGCGGCUCGCCGGGCCGUUACAACUACAGUCAGUAUCAUCAUCAGCAACAGCCUGGUAGCGGCGGCAGUGGCGGCGGCGCAUUGCGCGGGAAUUCGAGCGUGCCGCCGCCGAGUCGGGUUUCCUGGGGCAGUAGUCCCGCUCAAAAUACCGGCAGUAGCGGCGGCGCCGGCGCCGGCGGCGUCCUUUUGCCCCACUUGUCCUUAGACUCAAGAUUGGGGCUUAGCAGCGGAAGCAGUAAAGCUGGCGGCGGCGGCGGCGGCACCGGCGGCGCUGGCAGCCGAGGUGGCGGCGGCGGCGGCGGCGCUGGUAGCCGGGGCUUUGAGAUUACCCCACCGCCGACGCAGGCCCGCCGCGAUGUCGUACAGGCAUCACGUGCCCAGGUCCUCAGCAUGGCGCAAGCGCUGUUAGCUCAGCAACAACAACAGCAACAACCACAUCACGCAACCGGCGGCACCAGCGCCGUUGCCAGCAGUAACAGCGGCAGUAGCCGCCUGGAGUCGCUGCGGCCGCUCGACGGCGGACUGAAGCGCGCCCAGUGCGGCGGCUCCUUCCUGACGUACCUCCAGCAGGUGCCGUACGGCGGCGGUGGCGGCGGUGGAGCCGCUGCCGCUGCUCUCAACGGCUCCGACGGCGGCCGGAGCCUCGGGGGGGGUCUGCCAACUCGUUCGGCGGAGCCAGUUCCGCUGGCAUCUUAG